Messenger RNA from Dendrobium catenatum, 1017 nucleotides. RefSeq lists its product as uncharacterized. The transcript has a single exon. The record is from RefSeq and is a predicted model, not a curated record. NCBI's taxonomy places the organism in Eukaryota, Viridiplantae, Streptophyta, Magnoliopsida, Asparagales, Orchidaceae. Bases 1 to 1017 code for a protein of 338 amino acids.
AUGGUGGAAUUUAUGAGUACUCAUGAUCUCCAUGAUCUUGGAUUCUCUGGACCCACUUUUACGUGGUCUAAUAACAAAAGUGGCAGUAGCAAAAUUUGGGUUAGACUUGAUCGUGUCCUGAUGAACUCUGAAGGCUUGCGGCGUGCCCCGUUGGCUAAUGUCCGACAUCUCGUCCGUAUUUCUUCGGACCACUGCCCGUUGUUGGUUACCCUGGAGUCGGCCUCUCGCUCUAAGGGAUCAAAAUGGCUGCGGUUUGAAGACAUCUGGAUGACGUAUCCAGCUACCUGGAAGCUGGUGUGGAAGAAUUGGAACAAAUUGGAUUAUGGGCAACCGGAUGCUAUUCUGAAUCGUAAAUGCUCCAGAACGCUGCGGGCUCUAUACCACUGGAGUCGGAAUCGCCUGAAGGAGCUAGGGGAGCUGAAAUCUUCGUUGGAAGCCCGCAUUGAGACGCUGCAGAUUGCAGAGGGCUCGCUGGAUGGUCUGACGACCGAACAAGAUGCUGAGCUCCGUCGUUUGGCUGGGGAGCUGAUCACCACGCUACCCCGUCUGACUACGUGGUGGAGACAGUGCGCUAAGACCAAAUGGAUUGAAGAGGGAGAUGCUAACUCCCAUUUCUUUCAUACUAACGCUUCUGCUCGUAGGCGCGGGAACACUAUUAAGGAGCUAUCUGACAGCAAUGGGGAACGGAUCCUGGAGCCGCAGCUUAUCCAUGACGAAUUCUGGAAUUUUUUUUCGCUGAAAUGGAGAGAUAGGCAGGUGAGGUUAGAAGAUUGGCCGGUUUUCAAUGAUGAAGACAGAGUUCCUGCUCAUUUUCAAACCAUGCUGGACGCGGAGGUGACGGAUCUGGAAAUUCAGCAGGCAGUUUUCAGCCUUGGUAACAACCGCUCUCCGGGCACUGACGGUAUUAAUGCUUCCUUUUUGAAAUUUUAUUGGAAAUCAUUAAGGGAGAUGUCUCUCAGGCCAUCUCCCAUUUCUUUUGUACUAAUUCUAUGUGUGAGAACUGGAAGGAAACAAUAG